UGCUGCUGCUUUCUAAUGCUUCUUGUUGUGGCUGUCGCCUGCAAGCUCAGUUACCAAGAAGGGACCUUCACUUAGCCUCGCUCACGACUCGCCGUUAACUGUGCCUCUUCCCCCGAGCUUCUGCUGACCCUGAGUGACUGUUGCAUAAAGGUGAUGGGUGCAAAAUCCAAGGAGUGAGGAUAUCACCAUGCCUACUAUCUUUGAGAAGGAGAACAAAGUUGCCAGCAUCUUUUUAAUGGUUCGAUUAAGCAGUCAGGUUGGUGGAACUGGGGACAAAAAUUGUGUUGAAGAAAUUUUGAGGGAGAUGACCCAUUCUUGGCCUUCCCCUCUAACUGCGAUUCACACUCCUGGAAAUACAGAGUCCAAUAAAUUUCAUUUUAAUCAAAAAGAAUCUAAACAGCAUGCUCCUGUAACUUACAGCAAGCAAAGUAAGUGA
Erpetoichthys calabaricus (reedfish) is the source of this 436-nucleotide messenger RNA. RefSeq names its product AF4/FMR2 family member 4-like. The transcript is spliced from 4 exons. Gene Ontology annotation, biological process: regulation of gene expression. The record is from RefSeq and is a predicted model, not a curated record. Gene Ontology annotation, cellular component: super elongation complex. The coding region runs from base 188 to 436 and encodes 82 amino acids. NCBI's taxonomy places the organism in Eukaryota, Metazoa, Chordata, Cladistia, Polypteriformes, Polypteridae.